Messenger RNA from Elaeis guineensis (African oil palm), 384 nucleotides. NCBI's taxonomy places the organism in Eukaryota, Viridiplantae, Streptophyta, Magnoliopsida, Arecales, Arecaceae. The record is from RefSeq and is a predicted model, not a curated record.
AUGCCUUUGCUUCCUCCUCUUACUCUUCUCAGUGGCCAAGAGCCAAAAAAAUUAAGUGCCCUCCAUCCAUAUAAGAACUUGGUAUUCUACUUUCAUGAUAUACGCUACAAUGGCCAAAAUGCUGCCAAUGCCACCUCGGCCAUUAAGGAGGUCGACACGGCAUGGCUAGUCUUCACCUUUGUGUUCAACUCAACAGAGCUGAAGGGGACCAUGAACUUUCUCGGUGCAGAUCCUAUCACGAACAAGACAAGGGAUAUCCCUGUGGUUGGCGGCAUGGGAGACUGCUUCAUGACUCGAGGGAUUGCCACGUUGAUGACUGAUGCAUUUGAGGGUGGAAUCUAUUUUUGCCUUCGUGUUGAUAUCAACCUGUAUGAGUGUUACUAA